CAACUACCAUACUACCAAUCGCAAAAAUGAAAAUGUUACUAUGUAAUGACAGACUAUUCUAUGCCGCCUGAUCUAUGUUAUUCCAUGGUAAUUGGUAAUCUACAAACAAAAACUUAAAUUGACUGUUCUUGACUGUUCUGUGCUUAAAAGUUAAACUUCCCUGCUGUUUAACAACAUUUAACACUAAUAAAAUAAAAUGAUAAAAUGUGUAGCCAGAGAUGAUCUGCUGUGACGUAUUACGUAGCGGCGAAACUCUGUGAGGAUUAUAAUUUAUAAAAUAACAAAUACUCACCAUCCAUGUUCACUUUACCAAGUUGUGCUAUAAUUCUAAGUAUAAUGUGAAGAAAGUUGAGGAGAAAAUUGGGUACAAAAAGAGAGGCAUUGACGACUACUGGUACGUACUAGGUAUCUCUAAAACUGAAAACAAUCGCCUGCCCAACAGUCGAAUAAAAGAAAAUAUAUAGAAGAAACAACGACAAAUCGUGCUUGUGGCUAAGAGUCUGUUUUGAAAUAAGUAUCUUUUACAACUUUGAAUUUCUACAAGAAACAUCAACAUGACACUGGUGGAGUUCUUUGGUUGCACUUUUUUGGCCUUUGGACCACCUUUUGCAAUGUUUUUAUUUACCAUCGCACAUGAUCCUGUAAGGAUUAUAAUACUUAUAGCUGCAGCAUUCUUUUGGUUAGUGUCACUAUUACUGUCAUCAUUAUGGUGGUACACUGUGAUACCUCUAAGAAAGGAUCUUGCCUUUGGUGUAGUGUUUUCAGUGCUAUUCCAAGAAAUAUUUCGUUACAUUAUAUACAAGAUUAUACGCAAAGCGGAAAGUGGGCUCAAGAAGAUAACAGAUGAUAGUACACAACUUAUUGAAAACAAACAUAUCUUGGCAUAUGUCAGCGGAUUAGGUUUUGGAAUAAUUAGUGGAGCAUUUUCUUUAGUAAAUGUUUUGGCUGAUUCAAUUGGCCCUGGUACCAUGGGUCUGAAGUCUGGAAAUGAAAUGUUCUUCAUGACUAGUUCAGCUACUGCUUUGUGCUUCAUACUCCUGCACACAUUUUGGGGUGUGAUCUUUUUCAAUGCCUUGGACAAUAAUAAUAAAUUACAUGUAGGAAUUGUGGUCGCAUCACAUCUUUUAACAUCUUCCAUUACAUUAUUUAAUCAUUUUCAAGUUGCAUCUGCAACGCUUAUACCGUUAUAUUUUAUUGUUGUUUUGACCGCUGUAUUUGCCUUUAAAAUUGCAGGAGGUUCUUAUGCUUCCUGUAAAAGUUGUAUUAGUUUUAAAUAAUUAUGAUCCAUAGUCAUUAAUACAUUUAUGCAUUAGUUCAGUUAUUGUUUGUUUUCUUUUUUCUGAUAAAUUUAUACUGUCAAUGUAAAUAUUAAUUUAGUCUAAUAAAUUAUUUUAAUUUGCCAA
This is a messenger RNA of Zophobas morio, 1403 nucleotides long. RefSeq names its product gamma-secretase subunit Aph-1 (gene aph-1). Gene Ontology annotation, cellular component: endoplasmic reticulum; gamma-secretase complex; membrane. Bases 555 to 1277 code for a protein of 240 amino acids. The transcript has a single exon. The record is from RefSeq and is a predicted model, not a curated record. Gene Ontology annotation, molecular function: protein-macromolecule adaptor activity. NCBI's taxonomy places the organism in Eukaryota, Metazoa, Arthropoda, Insecta, Coleoptera, Tenebrionidae. Gene Ontology annotation, biological process: positive regulation of catalytic activity; Notch receptor processing; protein processing.